This is a messenger RNA of Guillardia theta CCMP2712, 1174 nucleotides long. RefSeq lists its product as hypothetical. Lineage: Eukaryota; Cryptophyceae; Pyrenomonadales; Geminigeraceae. The transcript has 6 exons. The coding region runs from base 20 to 1174 and encodes 384 amino acids. The record is from RefSeq and is a predicted model, not a curated record.
GCGAAGGGACAUGGCAUAAAUGGCGAACGAGUUGGAGGAGGAGACAAGCAGGAGGCGGAGGGCGACGAUGGCGCAGUCCAUGGCCUCCGUUUCUUCUCUCAUCCUGAUCGCAAUGAAGAUCAUGCUCAUCUGCCAGUACUCCAUGUUCCCUUCCUCGUUCUCUUCACUUGCUGGCAAGGGUGUCUCACUUCUACAAUCGUCGAGUGACGCCUCGGCUUCGGCCAAGAGUGCGAUGCAUUCGCAAAGUGCAAUCAAGGAGGUCGCAAGCCGUCUGAAAAAGAACAUGCGAGCAACGAGCUCAGUGGCGGAGGAGGGUUCUGCAAGCUCGUCGAGGAAGCACGUGGAGUACAUGAAGAGUCAGAUCCACCAGCUGGCAAAGAGCAGAACGUCACACGCCAAGUCAGAACAUGGAGGAGGGGAGGGAGCGGACUCCGAGGGCCUACUUCCACCUGAUGACGAGACUGCUGACGAGGACGAGGGGAACUCGGACUUCGGCAUGGGAGGAGACGGCAGCGACUUGAACACGAUCCCCUUCAACGCAGCGAAGGCUCCAGAACAGAAGCUGUACCAGGUUGGGAAGCGAGUGCUGGGAUCGAGGGCUCGAGGAGGGCUGAGGAUGCACCGAGCACACGGGGGCCUGAUGCUUGCUUCGAACAGCACGGGGGGGGAGGGAGAGAAGGAGGAGGAGAAGCACGAGUUCUCAUGGGUGAAGGACUGGUGGACAGCUCGAGCUUGGUUCCUGUGGACUAUCUCGGGCCCGACAGUGACUGUGCUGAUCUUUGUUCUCAACACCCUCACUCAAGGAUGGCAAUGUGGACUGAUCUACGUGGGAAUCCUCCUCCCCCUCGACGUCGCUACUUACUACUGGGACAUCUACGCGUAUGACAAUGGGGAUGUAUUCUGGAUUGAGCUCACACUUGCUAUGAUGCUCAAUUGCUGCCUAUGCGCCUGUCUCGUACCCGCCUAUGCUGCUUACCGGCUCGAAGAGGAGGAGCGCAUGGGCGCCGGUCGCGGAUAUCAUUACGGGUAUGGCGCCACCUACGGAAGCUACCCGGGAGGAGGCGGAGGAGGCAACAGCACAUGGGGGAGCGGAGCAGGAGGUUUUGAGCCCUUCUCAGGGCAAGGACAGACGACAGGAUACGGAAGGGUAACGGAGAGGACGCAACUUGUGUAA